Caretta caretta (loggerhead turtle) is the source of this 4638-nucleotide messenger RNA. The record is from RefSeq and is a predicted model, not a curated record. NCBI's taxonomy places the organism in Eukaryota, Metazoa, Chordata, Testudines, Cheloniidae.
AACUUAGCCCUGGGAUGAAUGAGAACUGGUCCAUCCAGCUUUCUUCUUCCUCCCAUAAUCUGCGCCCCUGGAGUUAUGCAGGGACACUAGUGGCAGGUCCAUUUAGCUCAGGUUAAAGCAGGUCCUGGUUUGUGGAGCAGACUCGUAUGGCUUCCUGCGCAGGAGGGCAGGGAGAUCAGUGCUGGGCUGGAUCUGAAAGCUGCUGAUAGCUUUGCAGCCGGGGCUGAUGCUGGUAACUGUCGGGUUAAACUGGCAGCGGCUGGAUCUUGUGGUUUUUGGAAUCUUCUCUCUGCCUGCUCAGAAACGCCCAUUGCACAACUUCCCCCAGGCCCCGUUGCACAGCGGGCACUGUGCACGCUGCCUGGGGGGAGGGAGCAGUGCACGUCUCUGGAGCAGCGGGGUUUGUCCCGGUGCUAGAUGCUCAUUCCAGCAUCAGGGGAGCACCUGGCGCUCCGCUCUAGCGCUCAGCACGUUCCGUGCCCUGAAGAGCUUUUGACUGGGUACAAGACGAGGCAAAGAGCAGGGACGUUUGCAGAACCUGAAUUCCUGAGACGUGCUGGGCUGUGUGAUUUCCGGGGCAGCUCUGCAUUUUCGACUUACGCACUCCUUCCUUGUAAUAGGAACAGCCAGUUGUUCCCUCUCCCCCACUUCUGUAUCAGUGCAGUUGAGCAGGGGGCUGUUUUUAAUCACAGGAUUCCAAAGGGAUCCGCCAUCCUGACUUGUGACAUGCCUGCUCUGUGCCAGCUGCCACAGGGUGACUGCCAGGAGGUCCUCCCAAGGGUGCAGUACGGGACUCUUGCUCCAGUAACACUUCAGUCACUUACCUUGUCCCAUGGUCCCCUGAGAUUAACCCCCUGAAGGGGCUAGAGGAAGCAGCAUCAGGCUGGCUGGGAGGAUGAGGAGCCGGUAGGACAUUCUGGGUUGUAUCUGGAGCAGUGAGGGGCUGUCACCACUUGCCCUGCAGCCUGGGGUGCCUCCCAAUGCUUUGCUACUGUAGGUCCCAACCUGGGCUCCUCAAACAGCCAAACAGCAUGCAGGUCACACCCUGAGUGUGUGUGUGUAGCCACAGCCCUAGGCCAGCAGCUCUGACCCCAGCAGCCUGUCAGCAACACACCAGCCACACUCUGGCUUCCAGGAGCCUUGGGUUACAAUCUUCAGGGUGAUCCCAGCACACUCCCAGUCCUGCAUUCCCCCCACUUUCUCCCUCUACACAAAGGUGGUUCUGCACUGUUCAGCCCUCUCCUCCUCAACAACCAUCUGCUCCUGUAAAUGAAGUUACCCAACCAAUUCACAACGCUGGAUUCGUUUUAAUUAAAGAAUGAAACAAAUUUGUUUAUUUACAAGGAGGGAGAUUUUGAGUGAGUACAAGCAUAAGGCAUUAAAGUCGGAAAUGCUUACAAGAGAGAUAAAGAUGAAAGCGUUCGGACGUGCACGCUCAGUACAUUGUCCCACUGCACCGCCCCUGCUCAAGCCCUGGCUGCUGGAGUUCAGCAUGCUGGGCCCUGGUAGGACAGUUCCAGCCCCAGCACACCAAAAUGUCGGCUCUCUGGUAAAGGAUGUUGUCUCUUUCAGCAAUGGCUGGCUGUGGGGAUCCCUGCUCCAGCAGCUCUGGACUCCUCGUUGCCCUUUGCCUGGCAUAGCUCAGGCUGUUGGAUUCGGUUUUGGAUCCACCAGUCUAUGAGGGCUGAGAGAAUGGCUGCGUCUGUGAUGGGCCAGGCCAUGAUCACCCACGUGCUGGUGGCCCUUUUCGGAAUGGGCUCCUGGGUCGCCGUGAACUCCUUGUGGGUGGAGCUCCCCGUGGUGGUGAAGUGGCUUCCAGAAGGCUGGAAUCUCCCUGCAUACCUCUCAGUCCUCAUCGCCCUGGGGAACGUGGGCCCCCUUGCUGUCACCCUGGCUCACAAGCUGGCCCCUGGGUGGCUGAAGGAGCGCUGGGUCAUCCAUGCCAUCCAGGUGCUGGGUGUGGUGGCAGCCCUCUUCAUGGCUCUCUUCUGGCACCGGACGGCGAUGGUGGCGGGGGAGCCCCACAGUCUGGCCUUCCUGCUCCUGGCCUUCCUCCUGGCCUUCGUCUGCUGCACCUCCAAUGUCACCUUCCUGCCCUUCAUGUACCAGUUCCCCCAGCAGUUCAUCCGCACCUUCUUCGUCGGCCAGGGCCUGAGCGCUCUCUUCCCUUGCGUGGUGGCCCUGGCCCAAGGGGUGGGCAAGCUGGAGUGCCGCAACGCCACCUCCGGCAACGGCUCCCAGCCCCACUACCUGGAGGAGAACUUCCCGGCGGACACCUACUUCUGGCUGAUGUCCGCCAUGCUCGCUGUCUCAGCGCUCUCCUUCCUGGGGCUGAUCCUGCAGCGCAGCUGCACCAGCAGCUCCACCGCCGGCCAGGAGAGCUCUUCCAAGGGCAGCGUGGAGACGGAGGAGUCCUUCCCACUGCAGGACGGCACCCCCACGUCGGACAGCGCCGCGGAGAUCGCCAAGGACGCCCGCCCCCCGGCCCAGGCCACCUCCUUCUGGACGGGCCGGAACAUCUGCCUGCUGGUGCUGCUGGGCGUCUCCAACGCGCUGACCAAUGGUGCGCUGCCCUCGGUGCAGAGCUACUCCUGCCUGCCCUACGGGAGCACGGCCUACCACCUCUCCGUGGUGCUCAGCAACAUCGCCAACCCCGUGGCCUGCUUCAUCGCCAUGUUUGUGCUGUGCAGGUCAGCGGUGGGCUUGGGCGUCAUCUCUGUGCUGGGAGGCGUCUUUGCGGCCUAUCUGAUGGCGCUGGCCGCGCUCAGCCCCUGCCCUCCCCUGCUGGGCAAUGCCGCAGGAGUCGCCCUGGUGGUGCUGUCCUGGAUCCUGUUCCUGGGCCUCUUCUCCUACCUCAAGGUGGUGAUCGGCAGCCUGCUGCACGAGGCCGGCCAUGCGGCACUGGUGUGGUGUGGAGCGGUCAUCCAGGUGGGCUCCUUGGUGGGGGCCCUGGCCAUGUUCCCCAUUGUCAGCAUCUAUCACCUCUUCCAGAGCGGGCAGGACUGUACCGACAGCUGCGGGGCAUGAGCUGGGGGCAGGACACGGCAGCCCCAUGGGGGGCUCUGCCCGGAUGGAGCUGGCACCCGCUGGCCUCUGCCUUAGGGACGUAAGAAUUGCUGUAGAGGUUCAGAGCACUGGGCCAUCUCGUCCCGCGGCUCCUGGCCAGUAGCUGAUGCUUCAGAGGAAAAGCCCCUGGUGCCCCGGCCAGCUGGGAACCUCUGCCCUCCCAGGGGAAGGCUGGCUCCUCCCCUGCUGCUCGGAGCACCGAGGGCUGUGGGCCGGUCACGCUAUCCUACAGACCAGGGGCUCGGAGGCCUGCCCAGCCCUGCUGCCUGGGGAGAGGGGUAGCAGCCCUGCCUUGCGGCCUGGUUCCCUGGGGCUGGCAGCUGCUGCACUCGCUGCUUCUCUGGCUGAUUGUUAGGACGCACAGAGCUUGGGGUGGGGGGGGGGCCCCCUUUGCUGACGCUGCUGCCAAUGUCCCACUGUCAGAGCUGGGGGCCCCUGUGGCGCAGGACUAGGCUCCACGGGGUGUCAUUCCCCCCUGCAGGGGAUCCCACAGCAAUGGCCGCUGACUGGAUGGAGCCGCUGGGCGCCCUUCUCCUGCACCGUUCCACUUGCUCUGCAGCCUCCCCCAGCCAUCCCAGCCCCCGCCCAGUGCUCUCAACACACGUUAAUCCUGAGCACCCGCAGCCCCUGCUGCCCCCGCCCUGGGCAUCCCUUCCCGCACCCUGCCCCCAGCGCUGCAUUCCUGGGGCCUCUCCUCGGCACUGACCGAGCCCUCGGCUGAGCCUGGGGUUCUGGCGGACGUUAACGCUGGGGCUGGGGCUGCCCUGUGUUCAAUACCCUCUGUGCUGUGUUAGCCCCACGGAAUCCGGCCCCCUGCGGGCCGGGGAAUUAACCCCUGCUCACUGAAGAGUGGUGGGAUUGUGGGGAGCCCAAGGAGGGGCUGGGCUCUGAUCCCAGCCAGUGCAGCCUGCUCCCUCCAGUCUGCCCCAGAGCUGGUGUCUGUGUCCCGCCUUCAGGAGGAUGUUCCCCAGCCACCUCCUGGGGGUGGGGGGUGCCCUGAUGCCCAGCCAGCCCCAUGCUUCGCUCCCAGCAGCCUCUUCUCCAGCACGGAGCUGAUCAGCCUCAGCCCAGGGAGUUUAUCUUGGCAGGACAAUGGGCAAACUGUUUUGCCUGACCCUCUGCAGGUCUGCAUGGCUCCUGCCCCACAAAAUUGUGGGGGGGGAUGGGGGUUCCCCACUGCUUUGGCGGGGGGAGGCGCUCCGCUCCCUGAGCAGCCUGGGACCAAAGCCAGCAGGGAACCUCCAUGCAGAAAUCUACAGCCUUGCGGGUCUCCUAAGCCAUGCCCCGUCUUUCCUGCCUGUGCAGGGUGGCACACGCUGCCUGGUUAUUAGCCGUGUCACCUCCACGUGCCCUGUUGAAUGUUGCCCGGUGUGCUCAUGCCACUGUGUCUUACUGGCUCCUGCAGGGGCUCCAUGGGGUUUUGCUUGGGGCGGGCAGGCGGGCAAGCAGCAAUCUGUCCCUGUGGCGUUAGAAAGAUGGUGAUUUUGUGUAGAUGCUGACCACCCCCCCCCCCCCCCGGCCCAUGGGCCAAGCAGGGGGGUGGAACAGGAAUAAAGUUUCGUAUCACAAUCA